UCUCUGUGUGAAAGGGUGUGGCCUGACGCCUGCACCACUCAGCAUGGACCCAAAGAAGAAGACUGUGUGGGAGAACCUGCGUGAGAAGACCAAGACCCAGUUCAACAACUUAAAGAAGAAGAAGACCCCGGGGAAACUGGACAAGAAGAAGCCCCUGCAAUACAGGCGCAGUAUGUCAGUGCCGGACCUGAGGUUUAUUCAGGCUGAACCGUCUCCCGCAGACAGUACCUUCUCCACAGCCUCAGAUGCCAUCUUCUUUGGCAGCUCCUCAGGCUCCAGUGAUAACGCCUCUAUUAACUCAGUCCCUCUAUCCACAGACAGGCUGACUGCAACUGAUGCAGGCCCCUCAGGUAGAAAGACUGUGUAUGAUUCGGCCUUCAUAGAUAACAUGAAGGUAUCUGGAUCUAGAAUGAGUGCACCUGUGGAGACACAAACUCUUUAUGAAGAAUCAGAAGAGGAGGACAUGGCGACCUUUAUGGGCAGAAUCCACAUGCCAUCAGACAAAUGUAACACACCUGCAGAGAGAUCUGCCUCUUCUGUUUCUUCUUCUUCAGCAGACAGAGUAAAAACAACAGUGGACAGAGGGAACCCACCUACCCAGAGAUCAAAUGCUCCACAUAUACCUAUGCCCACACCAAGAUUGACUUCUUCAGUGGAGAGAAUUAAUGUUUCUACAGAAAAAUUGUUAUUCUCUAAAGACAGAGUGGUCACUUUUAGGGAACGAGUGAGUGCAUCUGCUGAAAGAUCUGCUUCUUCUGUCUCAGACCAAACAAACCUGGUUACAGAGAGACUGGCUGCUUCCAGGGAGCGAGGGAAACAACCAGCAGAAGUGAGAUGGUCUGUUCCUUCAAAUCCACUGGACAGACUGAACAUCCCUCCAGAUAGAUGGUCUCUGCCAGUGGACAGGGCAGACAGGAUGGGUUCCCCGAAUAGGAUGGGCACCCCUGCGGACAGUGGGGACAGUUCUGUGUGUGGAACCCCGUUCGAGGAACAAGCCUACUCGUUCUGGCCCACUGACUCUGAGGACCUGGAUAUGAGGGAGCCCUCCCUCUCCACAAACAUCAGAGACAUCUUAUGCAGGGAGCCCCAGGAAGACAUUGAGGUCAGAUACCACACUAACAUUGUACUUUACAAUACCCUCCACAUAUAUACACUAUCGGUCAAUCUAUGUAAAGGUAGGUUAAGUAAUUAAAUAUAAACUGAAAUCAAAUUGCCCCAUAAAAACAAAAAUAUAAAUGCAACAUGCAACAAUGUCAAAUAUUUUACUGAGUUACAGUUGAUAUAAUGAAAUUAGUCAAUUGAAAUAAAUUCAGUAGGCCCUAAUCAAUGGAUUUCACAUGACUGGGAAUACAGUUUAUGCAUCUGUAGGUCACAGAUACCUUUAAAAAAAAGGUAGGGGCGUGGAUCAGAAAACCAGUCAGUAUCUGGUCACCAUUUGCCUCAUGCAUCGUGACACAUCUCCUUCGCAUAGAGUUGAUCAGGCUGUUGAUUGUGUCCUGUGGAAUGUUGUUCUACUCCUCUUCAAUGGCUGUGUGAAGUUGCUGGAUAUUGGCAGGAACUGGAACAUGCUGUCGUACACGUCGAUCCAGAGCAUCCCAAACAUGCUCAAUGGGUGACAUGUCUGGUGAGUAUCCAGGCCAUGGAAGAACUGGGACAUUAUCAGCUUCCAGGUAUUGUGUACAGAUCCUUGCGACAUGGGGACGUGCAUUAUUAUGCUGAAACAUGAGGUGAUGGCGGCGGAUGAAUGGCACGACAAUGGGCCUCAGGAUCUCGUCACAGUAUCUCUGUGCAUUAAAAUUGCCAUUGAUAAAAUGCAAUUGUGUUUGUUGUCUGUGGCUUAUACCUGCCCAUACCAUAACCCCACCGCCACCAUGGGGCGCUCUGUUAACAACGUUGACAUCAGCAAACUGCUCGCCCACAUGACGCCAUACACGUGGUCUGCGGUUGUGAGGCCGGUUGGAUGUGCCAAAUUCUAUAAAACGACGUUGGAGGCGGCUUAUGGUAGAGAAAUUAACAUUAAAUUAUCUGGCAACAGCUCUGGUGGACAUGCCAAUUGCACGCUCCCUCAAAACUUGAGACAUCUGUGGCAUUGUGUUGAGUGACAAAACUUCACAUUUUAGUGUGGCCUUUUAUUGUCCCCAGCACAAAGUGCACCUGUGUAAUGAUCAUGCUGUUUAAUCAACUUCUUGAUAUACCACACCUGUCAGGUGGAUGGAUUAUCUUGGCAAUGGAGAUGCUCACUAACAGGGAUGUAAAUAAAUCUGUGCACACAUUUGAGAGAAAUAAGCUUGGAAAGUUUAUGGGAUCUUUUAUUUCAGCUCAUGAAACAUGGGACCAACACUUUACAUGUUGCGUUUAUAUUUUUGUUCAGUGUAUAUUCAAUCAAUAAAACACAUGUGCCAGUUGAGAAUCAUUCAUCGAAACUGUAAUGAGCUGUGUUACCUGCUUGCCUCUGGCGGGGUCACAGCGGCGCUUUGCAGUGGCAAAGGAUGUACUGCGAGAUUGUUGCUUCUUGUCCCCCUCUGAGAAUGUUUCUUUGUGCAUGAUAAGCAUAUGAUUUCUCGUGGAUAGGGCUAUGUGUUUAGGUUAAUCAUGUCAAAUGAUCUGGAUUUGAACCUUUAUUUUAAGCCAUUUCCAGAAAUAGGAAUUAGACCCAAAAUGAAUUGUCUGAUAAUGGUGCUGGACCAUCUGACAUAAAAAGAAAAUGGGACAGUUUGAUGAAAAGCUUUAAAUAAAGGUUAAAAUCGAGGUCAUGCAACAUGAUUAACCAAAACACAGGGCCCUACUCAUGGAGCUAGUUGUGCUGUGAUAGGAGAGCUUGAGCUGGCCCAACUCUCUUAACCGUUAGGCUACCUGCCACCCUGUUUUUCAUUUUGACCAGAGUUAAGAAAUUAAUAAGACAAAUAGUUUUACAGUAUUAUAUAUUUUUUAAAUCUCUGGUUAAAGAUCGAGUUUUGACGUCCGUUCGAGUACUCGAUUAAAACACUGUAUAGCAUAAAAACAUGGUUAGAAUUAUAAUUUUUAUAUUAUGGAUGGUCAGUCCUUGUAUCCAUAGAGAGUGGUUACAAAACAGAGGCGGGUGGCCUCUUUGUUAUUGUUUCAAUUAAAGAUUCUAGCUUUAAGACAAUGCUUCAGUGGUUCUUUGUCAGAAAUCUCGUUGCAGAUAGCAAUUCGUAUACUCAUAUAAUGUAUAAGCUGAGCAGAAUAAACAUUAUUUUAGUAGCUCUUGUGCAGACCUGAAGCCACUUCCAUUGUAUUAAAUGUAGAUCUGUCUUAUUACAAGGCCAGACAUUGUUGAGGCCACACACCUGCCUUACUGGUUGCCGGUACAAUUAUAGUACCUGAGGUCAACAGUGGUCAACAACGUGACUGAACAUGAUAACAUCUAACUUUGUUCCAUACUUUGUAGAUGUCUUUUUGAUAAGCUUACAUUUUUUUCUCCCAUAGUUACCCAAUGAGCACAAUGAUUUCAAUGCCCAGCCCUUGCAGGGUCAAUCAGGCAACAAUGUGAGUACUGGACUUCCAGACCUUGUCAACAAUAAUGGACAACACUAAGGCUGUAGACUAUAAAGCAUCAUAUUAAUGUGAUUCCUUUCCUUGACAGGCUAUGGCAGCAGGGGGCCCACCUGGUCCUAUCCAGAAGUACCUCCUCACCGUCAACCUGAAGGAGGGCAGGAACCUGGUCAUCAGAGACCGCAAUGGUAAGUGGAUGGAAAGAACCUGCUACUUCUGGAGGUCUACAUAUGGAUGAAUGUAAUGUCUGAGGCAUGCUGGGUAUAUUGAUAGAUACAUACUUUCAACUUGAGAAGGAGUGUCUUAUGCUGUGAGUAGGAUGAUGACAAAGCAAUUCAUCAUAUUUACUUUGUUGAUCUUUAUCUUGAACAUUUCAUCAAGAAAGUAUUUUUAGUUGAAGCACAUUACAAAGGGCCCAUAACUGUGUGGAAUGUAUCUUUGACAGUGAUUCCAGUUAGACCAGACUCUGUCGCCAAAACACACCCAGGAGCCUUCCUUUAAGGAAGCAAACCCUGCCCAACUCCAUAUGAGCAGUUACACUACAGAAAAGCUUACAUGGGGUUGGUAUAUCUUAGAUAUAUUUCUGUGACUUUGAAAAAUAUGGAUAACUCGUAUAGUGCAAAAGUGUGUUUUGCCAGCCAGGCUCCACCACAGUAUUCUCAGUGGUGUGCUGAAUAGAUUGCGAUGCACUCUGGCUGUUUCUUUGUAAACAACAUGUGUGGAGAAACAAAUUAUGUGGUGUGGUUUUCAUAACCAAUGCAAAUUUAGAGGCUAUAAUUGUUUAGUCAGUUGGAGAGUUCAUGCAAUGUUUCACUGUUACUGUUAAAUAACAUUUUCCUGCCACAAAUAACAAGCUGCCACCUGCUGGAGGUUUCCUAAAAUACAUCCUAAGAAAUGUGGUAUUUUCUACUGUAAUUCAUAGUGUUCUGAACACGUGAAAGGAAAUCCCUGAUCUUACAUCACAAUGGUUGGAAAUGUUUAUGUUUACUUAUGUCAUACUUAUUAUUUUGGUCUGUAUAGGACAGUAGAUGUUGAUUUGUUGGGAUGUCAUAUACACUGGUUAUACAAAACAUUAGGAACACCUGCUCUUUCCAUGACAUAGAGACAUAGUGACCAGGUGAAUCCAGGUGAAAGCUAUGAUCCCUUAUUGAUGUCACUUGUUAAAUCCACUUCAAUCAGUGUAGCCAACUUGAGAAGCACUGGAGUCAACAUGGGCCAGCAUCCCUGUGGAACGCUUUUGACACCUUGUAGAGUCCAUGCCCCAACGAACUGAGGCUGUUCUGAGGGCAAAAGGGGGUGCAACUCAAUAUUAGGAAGGUAUUUUGUACACUCAGUUUAUGGCAUUCCGUUAUAUACUGCAGAUAAGAUACACAGGGCUUGUGGAAUACUACUGACUGUUUGGGGUCUGUAUGCCCAAAAUGAUUGAUUGUUAUAUUUAAUAUUUGCUGGAUAUGAAUUAUCUAGUCUCACCAAAAUACAACUAAAAUGUUUCUCAAAUGCAUACCUAAAUUUUUCAUUUCCUCAGUCAUCUGCCCAUUCUCAUUGUGGGCUUGUAGGAAUGCAAUGCAAUUAGUUUGGGAAGCAGUGACCUCACCUGUCCAUAGACUGAAUUGCUGUUUGAAAGAAACAACAUGGCCUUUAUGAAUUUUCCUCUGCGAUUGAAAACCAAACAUCUCUGGAACAUUUUGUUUAUUUUAUGAACAUAUCAGUUGGAGGUUUUUGGCUGAAUUUCAAUCAAACAUUUUUAAAACUGCAAUCUUAAAUUCCACCUCUUUGCCUGACUGACCGCUGCUGCCAUAUGUAGGCUAUAUUAUUUUCUCUAUGUAACCCUCAGCUUGUGCUAAGGUUUCUUAUGUGACUGUCGCCGUGGCUUCACUAACCUUGUCGUCUCGGGCCACAGCUCCCUGCUAGUUGAGAACUUACUUUUCCUGACAGGAUGUCACAAUGAUGAUGAUGCAAUCCCCAUACGCCCCCUGCCUCUCCACUGUUUGCCCAACAAUCAACACGAUGCCAGAGAUCCACCAACACCAUCCACUGUCAUUACAUAUUCUGAAAGGACCCUCACCACCAGCCACCAGCCACCAGCCACCAGCCCCCACCUCUCUUUUUUGUUCUCCCCUUUUUUCGCGGUUAAUUUCAAUGGUCACCGUUCUGUCACACCAGAGCUUUUCUCCUCACUGGCUGCCACAUUCUCCUCCUGUCAAGUUGCCUGGAGGUUUUCCUGUCAGACUGGCAGGGCGGAGCUGCUGUGGGUCCUGCCUGCUUUUGGGAGAUGUUCAUUUGGAGUCGGAAGCUGACAGGUCUGACAGCCCAUCCCCACAGGGCCUUUGUCAUGGGAUUCAAGCCUCCCUGCAGGUUCUCUCAAGCACCCUUUUAUUCCACCAUACAAAUAAAGGCAUGGGACUGGCUUUCAUUUUUCAGCCAAUCUUCAUACCAUGGCUGAGACAAAGACGCCCCGUCCCCCCACGCCACCACCAGGCCGACUUUCUUAACAGGCUUGGGAGAUUAACACCGGUUGCUCCUGGUUUCUGGACUUUAUUUGCUGGUUGCCUCAUGCUGCCGAGAGUUUCUUCUUUCACAAUUAAACAGAUACAUCCCUCUGUUUUCUUAAAUAAAUGUGGGGUGUACCUCCUCCCUGCAUAUCUCAGUCUCUCACACAGCUCUUUGAUAUACAGUUGAAGUCGGAAGUUUACAUACACCUUAGCCAAAUACAUUUAAACUCAGUUUUUCACAAUUCCUGACAUUUAAUCCUAGUAAACAUUCCCUGUCUUAAGUCAGUUAGAAUCACCACUUUAUUUUAAGAAUGUGAAAUGUCAGAAUAAUAGUAGAGAGAAUUAUUUCUUUCAGCUUUUAUUUCUUUCAUCACAUUCCCAGUGGGUCAGAAGUUUACAUACACUCAAUUAGUAUUUGGUAGCAUUGCCUUUCAAUUGUUUAACUUGGAUCAAACGUUUCGGGUAGCCUUCCACAAGCUUCCCACAAUAAGUUGGGUGAAUGUUGGCCCAUUCCUCCUGACAGGUUUGUAGGCCUCCUUGCUCAAACACGCUUUUUCAGUUCUGCCCACAAAUGUUCUAUAGGAUUGAGGUCAGGACUUUGUGAUGGCCACUCCAAUACCUUGACUUUGUUGUCCUUAAGCCAUUUUGCCACAACUUUGGAAGUAUGCUUGGGGUCAUUGUCCAUUUGGAAGACACAUUUGCGACCAAGCUUUAACUUCCUGACUGAUGUCUUGAGAUGUUGCUUCAAUAUAUCCACAUAAUUUUCCUUCCUCAUGAUGCCAUCUAUUUUGUGAAGUGCACUAGUCCCUCCUGCAGCAAAGCACCCCCACAGCAUGAUGCUGCCACCCACGUGCUUCACGGUUGGGAUGGUGUUCUUCGGCUUGCAAGCAGCCCCCUUUUUCCUCCAAACAUAACGAUGGUCAUUAUGGCCAAACAGUUCUAUUUUUGUUUCAUCAGACCAGAGGACAUUUCUCCAAAAAGUACGAUCUUUGUCCCCAUGUGCAGUUGCAAACCGUAGUCUGGCAUUUUUAUGGCGGUUUUGGAGCAGUGGCUUCUUCCUUGCUGAGCGGCCUUUCAGGUUAUGUCGAUAUAGGACUUGUUUUACUGUGGAUAUAGAUACUAUUGUACCUGUUUCCUCCAGCAUCUUCACAAGGUCCUUUGCUGUUGUUCUGGGAUUGAUUUAAACUUUUCGCAUCAAAGUACGCUCAUCUCUAGGAGACAGAACGCGUCUCCUUCCUGAGCGGUAUGACGGCUGCGUGGUCCCAUGUGUUUAUACUUGCGUACUAUUGUUUGUACAGAUGAAUGUGGUACCUUCAGGCGUUUGGAAAUUGCUCCCAAGGAUGAACCAGACUUGUGGAGGUCUAUAAUAAUUUUUCUGAGGUCUUUGUUAAUUUGUUUGAUUUUCCCAUGAUGUCAAGCAAAGAGGCACUGAGUUUGAAGGUAGGCCUUGAAAUACAUCCACAGGUACACCUCCAAUUGACUCAAAUUAUGUCAAUUAGCCUAUCAGAAGCUUCUAAAGCCAUGACAUCAUUUUCUGGAAUUUUCCAAGCUGUUUAAAGGCACAGUCAAUUUAGUGUAUGUAAAACCACUGGAACUGUGAUACAGUGAAUUGUAAGUGAAAUAAUCUGUCUGUAAACAAUUGUUGGAAAAUGAACUUGUGUCAUGCACAAAGUAGAUGUCCUAACCGACUUGCCAAAACUAUAGUUUGUUAAAAAGGAAUUUGUGGAGUGGUUGAAAAACGAGUUUUAAUGACUCCAACCUAAGUGUAUGUAAACUUCCGACUUCAACUGUAUCUAGCUGGGGAGGAAGGUGUGUGUGUCUGUGUGUUCUAAAUUGUGUGGAUCUGACUUGUUUCUUGUGUCAUAUAUUUUUUUUAUACAAUUGUUAUGACACCCAUUUGCAAGUAGGAUUUUGCCUAAUAUCAUGACUGAUUGUGUUGAUAAUCUGAUAAUGCUUUUAUUUUCUGAACCUUCCGUUUUGUUUUUGAAACUCUAGGUAAAAGUGAUCCUUAUGUCAAGUUCAAACUGGAAGGGAAGACAAUUUACAAAAGCAAAGUUGUGUAUAAGAACCUGAAUCCAAAAUGGAGCGAGUCCUUCUCCUUCCCCCUGCAGGAUCGAGAGCAGGUUGUUGACGUGAGGGUGAGUAUCACGUUGAUCAGUUUUUUUUACUUAGGUUGUCUAAGUAACACCUACACAUGAACGACAAUGUACUUAUAUUGUCAUAAAAGUGACAGAUUGACACUCUGAUCAUGUCAUAGCUAUGGCCUGCAUAGGAUAUAAAACUGGCAUGCAAUAUUAGUUAAUUGUUCCAAACCUGAUUGACAUACAGUAACUGUUUUUAUAUUGAGUAUGGUGUUUAUAAUUGUUGCAGGUCUAUGAUAAGGACCUAACCACUGAUGACUUCAUGGGUUCCAGCACGAUUGUCAUCAGAAACCUUGAAUUAGACAAGUGAGUAAUACACAUGAAGCUACUAAUCACUCAGCCUGUGUAUUAUCUAGUAAACUGCAGUACUUCUUGUCUCUGUCUCUCUCUCUGUCCAGGACCGGUGAGAUGGUGUUGAGUCUGGAGGACCCCAACAGUCUGGAGGAUGACAUGGGGGUCAUCGUCAUGGACACAUGCCUCACUUUUAGAGACGCUACUAUCAAAAGACGUGUAAGCCUCAUUUGAUUGGAGUCUCUAUAGAAUGUUACAUCUCUAAUUUUCAAUGUCAAUAUUUUCAAUAUUUUAAAAUGUUCCUGAAUUUUUUUCUCCUUUACAGAAAUGGCACCAGAAAAAGAGGGUAGGAUUUUGAAAUGUCUAUUUUGUACUGGUCUACUUUCUACUUGCAUAAUUUUGUGGUGUAAAUCUAAUUCUAAAAUGUGUUCAAUGUCAGUAUCUGCCAAUGUCUAUUGCUAGAAUAGACAUACAAUACUAGACCUACUAACAGUAUAGCCUUUACUUUAGUCAGAGAAAUCCAAAUAUGGCUGAUAUUGUGCCUGAUAUCCAGCAGCAGGGGGCAGUAGAUCACUGUAUUAUAUAUGAUGAUCAUAACAAUGAGCGAAGUAUAGUCCCAGGAUCUUUGUUUUUGUGCAUGCAUUUUCAACCUUAAAUAAUGUAUUUCGUAAACAUGGUUUCAUAGUUAACUUCCUUGUCACAGUGCCAAUGACAAGUUGCAUUUUCUAUUUGGAAUUGUGUAGAGUCAAGUGUCAGACUAAACAAUGCAUUACAAGUGAUCUAAACAUGUUAACAUCAUAUCUACAUGUUGACUAAGCACAGUUUGGAGUAGAGCCCUUAAUACAGCUCUCUCUUUUGAAGCAUUGUGAUUAAGGCUGAAAUUGGAUGCAGUUAGUGUUGUUGUGUUUUGGACUGGUGCUCUUCUCAUUAUGGUGCUUGUGGGUUUAUUCUCACACCUAUUCAGUCACUACAUCUGCCACUGUUUAAUCUCUCUCUAAAUCUGAGUUUGAUGUUAAAUAGGUAAGAAAUAAAACACAAUUCACAUACCCAUUGUAUGCUCUGCAGAUGGAUAAAUGGACAGACAGAAAGAAAAUGUGGAAAUGUUCAUAAAAUCAUGGGGCAAAUUUACACUCUCAUUUUGCAGAGGCAGAUGACAGUGCCAAUACAUUUUGGUUGCCGCAUGACAAUGUUAAUGUGAUGUUUGAAUUCAUAUUUUUGACAAAUAUGAUUUCUCUAAAAUACUGUUCCAUUUGACACCUAUCCUGGUGGCCGGGACUGAGCGCUAAGCUCCUAGUCAUUCUUCAUCUCCCAGUGCUAUUCCUCACUCCUGUUCACUCUCAACACAACUACCACAGAGACAGUGAAUGGCAACUGCCCCAGUAAAACUCUGUUUCUGUGCUUUGCGUGAUAGUGUUUCUGUCUGGAGGAGGCCGUAUGGGAGAGAGGGGGGGCUGGCUCUGCUGUUCGAGGCACAUUGCCAGUGUGGGAUGCCGAAGAUUCGCGAGGUUGAUAAUUCCCAGGCAUAGCGGGCAAUAACCCAGAUGUUAGGAUGUAAUAUCACAGCUGUGGAUGGACAGAGCCGAGGUACCAGCCAAAUGGACCUAGGUUUGAGCUCAUCCUGGUCGUCCCCAUGCUGUCCCACCAUAUGGAAGCAAUCGCAGACCCCUUUUAGGACCAGGAAUAGACUCUCUUUAGGGGCCACUUACAGUUAAGUGGAAUUGUUUUAUUGGCCGCUGAGAUAGAACUGUGUCCAAGAUAAACACUUGGAAUGACUUGGCCGGGCCCUGCUUUAUGUCGCUCCUCCACUCCUCUGUGUUCCUUCCUCUGUAGCGAGGAGAGGAGGGGUAUUUAUUGGGCCGAGCAGCGCUGUGCCGUGGUAUUCCAUGUUAAUGCAGGUCCCUGAGACCAAUGUACAGGCUUUGAUCCCCAGCGGCCUGGUCCCAGGGCUGCGGUGUGGGUGGAGACCCUGGAGAGAAGGGGAGAGGAGAUGGGAGGGACGGGGUGACAGGGGAGCCGUUUGAAGCUGUGCCGGCCAGGGCAGCAGAGGGAGACAGAGUAUCAAAGAGGCCAGAGCAGAUUACAGCCCUGCUCUUUAAUUAGUCAGCCCACACAACCUCUCUCUCUCUCUCUGCUGUUUGUUUUGAAAGAGACAGCCUAUCACUGCACAGGCUCAAGGGAACUUUAACACAUGGACACGUAUCAAGGCCUGUUUCUCCCCCUCUGUCUCCCGCUGUGCCACGGCAGGACUGUUGGAUCAUUUGGGAGGGGCUGUCCUUGAUGUCUCAGUGUUCUGACAUCCUGGAUAUCUUGUUCCUUUCACACCCUAAUAGCUGAUUUUAGAGAUUUGAUUGGACAAUUGAGAUAAGAGAUAUCACUGAAGACAGUCGACAUUUCGGUUUGGGAUUUAGUGAAGAAUAGUCCAGUGUGUAUGCUGUAUAAAUCACUCCCAGGCUGUAUGUACAUCCAUGCAUAAUUUGCUGAUGAGAGGGUUGUGUGGUUGGAUUGCAUCAUUACUCACUGCUGCCUGCUGUCUCCUGUGCAGUAUGCCAAGUGUCCUGCCUCCCCCCACUCUGUCUCUGGGUCUGUGAUGAGUGGGACUGUCACAGCCAGGGACAUCUGGCUGCUCUGCUCUGCUCACUGACGUUCCCUCUCUUCAGGAACCUCUCCUCUCCUCGCUGGUGUGGCUCUGCUGCUGUCACUGGAGAUGGGCUAAUGUGCACAAACAGAGAGAGGGUCUGGAACCUAGCGGAGUCCUACAGUACUUUCAUGCAGUCCAUAGAUGUAAUGAGGUGCCAGACUUGAGGGGCAGG
Messenger RNA from Coregonus sp. 'balchen', 11247 nucleotides. The record is from the annotation of a GenBank genome assembly. Lineage: Eukaryota; Metazoa; Chordata; Actinopteri; Salmoniformes; Salmonidae.